Messenger RNA from Polypterus senegalus (gray bichir), 6202 nucleotides. It is a transcript of the gene vaspb, whose product is annotated as vasodilator stimulated phosphoprotein b. NCBI's taxonomy places the organism in Eukaryota, Metazoa, Chordata, Cladistia, Polypteriformes, Polypteridae. The transcript is spliced from 14 exons. Gene Ontology annotation, molecular function: profilin binding; SH3 domain binding. Gene Ontology annotation, biological process: axon guidance; neural tube closure; actin cytoskeleton organization. The record is from RefSeq and is a predicted model, not a curated record. Bases 321 to 1646 code for a protein of 441 amino acids.
AUUUAGAGAACGAGAGAGGUGACUGAGAAAGGAGACCAGGCUGUGAGUCACAGGCUAGUCCAGUUCUUAGUCUCGCGCACGCGCGUUACUGAUUUGAACGCCUGGGCAAGUGGGACGGGGAGGGGCGCAUGUACCCCCGGCGGUAGAACGCAAAAGAGCCGGCGUCCGAUAACAGAGUGGGACACCGGGCCGACCAGGUGAGAAGAUCGGUGACUUCGGAGGGGUGUGCCGACCAGCCUUCUUCACAGAAGAAGGAGGAAACCUCGGAAGCCUUUUCCUCGGGAUUCUUGUUGCCGGCAGCACACGGACACACGGGCAAAAUGAGUGAGAAUAGCAUCUGCCAGGCUCGUGCCACAGUUAUGAUCUACGAUGACGCCAGCAAGAAGUGGAUUCCGGCAGGCACCGGAGCCCAAGCUCUCAGCCGCGUGCAUGUCUAUCACAACACAGCUAACAACACCUUCAGAGUGGUGGGCCGCAAGAUGCAACCUGACCAACAGGUGGUCAUCAACUGCCCCAUCAUCAAGGGUCUCAAGUACAAUCAAGCCACACCAAAUUUUCAUCAGUGGAGAGAUGCUCGACAGGUAUGGGGUAUUAACUUCUCGAGCAAAGAGGAGGCCGCCACCUUUGCUGGUGGAAUGUCACAAGCUCUGGAGAUCCUCGCUUCUGCUGGAGAUCCAGGGAUGCCUGGUACCCCCCGCCUUAUGCAGAAUGGGCCAACCCCAGAAGAACUGGAGCAACAAAGAAGGCAACAGCAGCUGGAGCAGCAGCGUCUGGAACAGCAGCGUCUGGAGCAACAGCGCCAGGAACAGCUGGAACGAGAACAGCAGGAAAGGGAGAGGGAGAGGCGGGCCUCCAAUGCAGGCCCUCCACAAGCACCUCCUGCACCUGGGGGUCCACCGCCUCCUCCAGGUCCACCUCCACCCCCCGGACCACCCCCUCCUUCUGCUGGACCCCCACCACCCCCUGGGCCACCUCCUCCAUCUGGUGGACCUCCUCCACCACCUGCGCCCCCACUUCCUUCAGGACCUAUUUCUGGCGCAGAGUCGGGUGGAGGUGCUGGAGGAGGGCUUGCUGCUGCCCUGGCUGGAGCGAAACUACGCAAGGUUCAAAAGCCUGAUGAGGGUGGGGCAGCUCCUGGAGGGGGCAGCUCCAGCCCCGUUUCUGCCCCAAAAGCUGAUCGCACGAGCACCCCCAUACCCUCAGGAGGUAGCAGUGGAGGAGGCGGAGGAUUGAUGAACGAGAUGAGCGCUAUCCUUGCUAGGAGGAGGAAAGCAGCCGAUAAGGGGGACAGGCCGCCUCCAGCCCCGAAGAAGGAGGACGAUUCUGCUAACGAUGAUUCGGAAUCUUUAAAUACCAAAGCUGCCCAAAAUGAACCUGUUCGCAGACCCUGGGAGAAAGCUUCCACAAUGCCAAGGAACUCGAUAUCGAAAAACCAGGACCUGUUGAGCUCUCCACAGUCUUCCUCCCCACUGCCAAGAGUGAAGUCGGUGGUCAGCAGCAACGACACUGGAGCUGGCGCAGAUGACACGGACAUGGAGCGUCUCAAGCAGGAUAUUCUGGAGGAAGUGCGGAAGGAGCUGCAGAAGGUCAAGGAGGAGAUCAUUGAAGCUUUUGUCCAGGAGCUGAGAAAAAGAGGCUCAACAUAAAGAGGCUCUCAAGCUCGACAAGGACGCCAAAUAUGAGGACCUGCAGCGGCUCCACCAAGACGCAUCUCGGCGCAGGUUCCCAAAGUGAACGAUUGACAUUUGCCAAGGGUGCGGGCUUUGUCCUGGCAAACUGCUAAUAACCAAGAAAAACAAAAAAAAAAAAAAAAGACAAAAAAAAAAAAAUGUACAUUGCUUUAAAAAGCAGAGUUUAGAAGCGCUGUAUGGUCUGAAUUUUGCCAUUCCAGAUUCCUCUCUUCAGGGACCAGUGUGUGUGUGUGUGUGUGUGUCCAUUCAAACCGUUUCAUAAAGGGUGGUGCUGAUUGGUCAGAAUUUAAAUGAAAUUUACAAAAAGAAAAACAAAAAACAGCAGAGUAACCAGCAUGGAGGUUUUCAAGUCUAUUGUGGUUCUACCUGGGCGGCUGAUCGGGUCAGCUGGCCAUUUAACUGGUUUCUGUUUUAAUAGAUAAAUCACACGAUGACCACUAGUGGGCACCAACUUUAUCUGCCACCUUCUGUCUAAUUGUUGAAUCUAUGCACAAACUGGGCAGUUAAGCAGCUUGCAGCAGGGCGACCCCCUUAACUCCCUUGGGGUGUUUUGCCUCUUCUGAUUUUGGUCGACCAACAUUCUCUCAGGUCCAUCUGCUGGUAGGACCACCGGUGUCAUGGCACUCGAACAUCAUUUGAGAAGGCUUUGUCUGGGCGUUAAAAAUUGGUUCUCCUCAUAAGUGCGUUUUAGUACAGUGACCACUAGUGGGCAGUGUACUCAUUUUAAUUCUCAGAAGUUAGAUCCCGAUGGCAUAAACAGAGGCCUAAGGCCACACACUGAUUGAAUGUUCAUCUCGUGGCUUUAACUGGGCAGCUCAAAAUAGAAACCGCAUGUAAAUACAGCUGCAGUUUGUCAUGAUGACCACUAGUAGGCUUUGUAAAGUCCAAAUGUAUAAAUAAACAGUGGGCAGUGGGCAGUUUUCUCUCUGCACUCCAUUUUGAGACACCAAACAACAUAAAUUGGCCAGUUAAGAUGGUAGCUGCACGGUGAACCACUGCACAUGUUUGCACAUCUGGCCACUAGUGGGCACUCUUUUUAUCCUCUUGUUUUAUUUAACUGGAAAUGUAAUUCAAAUCACCCAAGUGGAUAUUUAAAAAAAAAAAAAAAAAAGUAAUUGUAAUAAGAGGCUCGUGUAGGUGAGCAGUUGCCAUUUUCUGGGUUAUCGUUACUUUAAUUGGGUGCCGUUUUUUUAGAAGGCUUAAUGGUAAAAACUGGUCAUGUGACCAGCGGCCAACUGAUUUUACAAAUUUGUCUUUUUUUAGUGUAUUUUGGAUUGAAGACCACUAAUGGAUACUAUAUGCUUGUCCUCGCUUUUUUUACAGCCAGGAAUUAACUCCAAAUUAUUUUAAUGGUUAAAACAAUGUAAGAAGCGAGUGCUAAAACAUUUCAUGCAGCCCUAAAAGUUUCUGGAAUCUUGGUGGGAUUAACUGGGUGCCUUUUUCCAAAGGGUCAUCAACUGGCCAUUUAACUUGUGGUCAGUCGAAUUACAAAUUGUUUCUUUGUUUUAGUUGUCUAUUUUGGUAUGACCGCCACUAGAGGGUGCUAUUUCUUUUCCUUUUUAUUCUCUCUCUUUCUAGACAUUGAGUGCAUUAGUGUAUUAGGUUGUGACUGGUGACCAAAAUGUUCUCAGAAACCUUCUUCGAAGUCUUAAGUGGGCGCCAUGUUUCCCAUUAACGGCUUACAUAGUUGUAUUGUAAAGUGCAUUUUGCCCAGGUGCCCACUAAUUGGGUGCCUUGUUUCUAAUUAUAUAUACUGGCCAUUAACAGUUUGUAAAGUUUUAUUGUAAAGUCCAUUUUGCCCUGCUUACCACUGGCGGCUGCUAUUAUCGCUGACCUUGAUGUGUUUGCUACUGCUGACCACAGUAAGCCCCAGGAAUCGUCCACUUUUCUGGAUCAUAGACAUUUUAACUAUAAAUUGGCUGUUCUUCCUCUGACCAGUUGGCUUACAAAUUGUUUUCUUGCUAUGCCGACCACUAGGGGGUGCCGUUUCCUCUUCCACUUUUAUAUUUUUUCCCUCCCACUGUAUAGAUUGAGGUCUAAAUCAUUAUUAGAUUGUAACUAAUAGGUAUAGUAUGUUCUGCUGGAAUCAUAAGACAUUUUAACUGCCAUUAAUCCUCUAACCAGCUCGGCUUACAGAUUUCUUUUGUCAAGUGCAUUUAGGCCUGGUCACCUCUAUUAUCUUUGACCUUUUCUUCCUGUAAAUGAAAUCCAAAUCAUUAUGAGGUUCCUACUAAUGACCAGUUUAAGCCCCAGGAUCAUAGAUGUUUGAACUAUGAACUGGCCAUUAGUCCUCUGACCAGUUUAGUUACAAAUCAUUUCCAUAUUAAUAGCUUAUUUAUGUGUGCUGACCACUAGAGGGUGCCGUUUCCUUUUCCAUUUUUAAAUUGUUUUCCCCGUAACUCUUUAGAAAUGGACUCCGCGUCAUUUAUUCCGUUGUAACCGAUAACCAGUUCUCUCAAACCCUAGGAGUUGCCCAUUUUAAAGGAUCACAGACGUGCUCACUAAGACUCGUCGUUGAUCCUCUCGGGUUACAAAUUGUGUCCAUUUAAAGAAUUGGUUUGGUUUUCUAGCCAUUAGAGGGCGCUGUUUCCUUUUUUUCCUUCCCCCUCACUCUCUAGAAAUGGAGUCCCCUUCAUUAUUAUUUGAUUGGGAUUAAUGACCAGAUUGAACCUUGAACAUCCUCUGCCGUUUGAAGUGGGCAUCUUGUUUGUAAUUUUAUAAACUGGCCAUUAAAGGUUUACAGAUUUCUUUUGUCAAGUGCAUUUAGGCCUGGUCACCUCUAUUAUCUUUGACCUUUUCUUCCUGUAAAUGAAAUCCAAAUCAUUAUGAGGUUCCUAUUAGUGACCAGUUUAAGCCCCAGGAUCAUAGAUGUUUGAACUAUGAACUGGCCAUUAGUCCUCUGACCAGUUGGAUUACAAAUCAUUUCCAUCUUAAUAGCUUAUCUAUGUGUGCUGACCACUAGAGGGUGCCGUUUCCUUCUCCAUUUUUAGGAUUAGCUUUCCCAGAACUGUUGGCAUGUUCACUUGGACAAAUUGUAUAACUCGUCAUUAAUCCUUUCGCCAGUUAGGUUACAGAUUGUUUCUAUUUUAAUAGUUUAUCUAUGUGUGCUGACCACUAGAGGGUGCCGUCUCCAUUUUUAAAUUGUUUUCCCUGUAACUCUCUAGAAGUGGAGUCCACGUCAUUUAUUAUUUAUGGUCAUAACCGAUGACCAGUUCAAACCCUAGGAGUUGCUCAUUUUCCAGGAUCACAGACGUGCUCACUAAGACUCGUCGUUGAUCCUCUCGGGUUACAAAUUGCAUCCAUUUAAACAGUUGGGUUAGGUUUUUUAGCCAUUAGUGGGCGCUGUUUCCUUUUUUUCCCCCCUCGCUCUCUAGAAAUGGAGUCCCCAUCAUUAUUAUUAGAUUGGGAUUAAUGACCAGAUGGGACCUUGAAAGUCUUCCGCUGUUUGAAGUGGGCACCUUGUUUGUAAUUUUACAUAUUUCUGUUGUCAAGUGCAUUUUGCCCAGGUGACCAGCAGGUGGCACCACACCAUUCCCUUUGUGUUUCUUUUUCUUGAAGACUAAAUCAAAAUGACGUCACGGUGGCCAGUUGGCCGACGGGAGGUGACGGCCUGCGGAGGUUUGGGUUUUUGUGAAGCUUCUGUCCAAGUGUGUGCUGCUCACUGGCCAGUGCGGAUUCUCCCAAAUCCAAUUCAGUGUCCUGAGAGGGUCGGAUGAGUGAGGGGAAGGCAUUGAGUGGGCUCCCUGGUAUCCCACCCUCCACGCUUGCACUGUCCUCACUAUGUCCUAUGAAUUGGGCCUUGCUUAUGUUUAUGGUGACAGAUGGUAUUCGGCCUCGGCUCACAUUACUGCCAGUUGGCAUACAAUUGCGGGAAUUCAAUAAAUGAACUUGAAGCUGGCAGCCACCAUGAUGUCGAAGUUGAGGGAGGCCACUUUCAUUUAACCAGAAGUGGAAUAAUGGCGGUCCAAAGUGGGAGUGGCCAACAGCUCCGCCUACCCGUUACUUUUCAAACUUUAUUAGCAACGAAAGAUUUACACAGACCACCAAGUGCAUCAUGGAAAGAGAGUGUGUGUGGGGGGGGUCUUGUAUGUUUAUUUAUUUAUUUUUUAAAAUCUUGUUUCUUUAGAAUUACAAUACCUUCUCACUCAAUGUCUUGAUCCCCCACAUCUGACCCAUGAGCUCAGCCUGCCCCCUGUAGUGUUGCCUCUGGUCCUGCCAGUCAUUCUGACAGAUUUGUGAAACGAGGAAUUAAUUCGGCUUCUGGAACAUUCACAGUUUUUUUUUUUGGGGGUAUGGAGGGUGGGCAGCUCACUUCUUUGCCUUAUUUCCACAUAGCCAUGGAGUGUCGAGAUUUUACAGUCUCGUUUUGAGCGGGUAUAAAUGCCAGGGCUGCCAUUUAUGCAAAAAAAAAUACAAAACAAAAAGGACCUACCCACCCAUCCAGGGGGCAAACGCAAGUCCAGAACCGCAGUGCUUCUCAACUCUGCACUUUUAUUUUUUUGUUUGCAAAC